AUGGAGUCGAGCAUGAAGCACAAGAGAACUGCAGUUGAAGAUGAAAAAGAAAAAGAGAUGACUAUAGACGUGAAGGUCACUAAAAUAGUCACUAUAAAAACUAAGGAAUCAGAUAGUAUUGGACACGUGAAAUCUUUAUUACAUGAUAAGGAGGGCAUACCAGAAUGUCUUGAACAACUAUUUUCAAAAGGUGUUCGCCUAGCAGAUGAUGGACAUAAGCUAAUGGAUUGUGGCAUUAUUGAAAGCUCCACCCUUAAUGCUUAUAUCUACAAUUCAGCCCCUAAGGUAUUUUUGGUGAAGAGACCCUAUGCUACUGUUGCAAUUACGGUUUAUUCAAGGAAUUUCGAUACUAUCCAGGAUGUCAAAUGUAGGGUUGGGGUCAAAGAAGAAGUAAACCCAAAUAAAUUUUCUCUUAUUCAUGAUGGAAAGUUUCUUGAAGAUGAUAGAACCUUAGAUUUUUACAAAAUCGAUGUUGGAUCAACACUUCAUAUGGUUUCCAAUGCUGGAGACACGUUUCUUAUUUCUGUGGUAAUGCCAACAGAGGAAAUAGUUAAAAUAGAAGUCAUGGCUUCCUUAACUAUUCGCGACAUUAAAACAAUUAUAGAAAGCAGAAUUGGCUACUCGAUAAAUUUUAUGGAUCUAUUUCUUGGGAAACAAAAAUUGGAAGAUUCGAAGAUAUUGUAUCAGUGUGAUAUCAACGAACAUUCCGUCUUAAGGGUGAAGAGUAGAACAAUACAGAUCCUAAUCAAGAUGAGUGGUGGAAGUAUUACUCUAGAUGUGCACAUGCAUGAGUUGGUCAAGGAUGUGAAGGGCAUACUUCUACAAAAGCUUCACAUACUUGUUCAUUUGCAAAAACUUGUGUUUGAGGGAAAAAGUCUAGCUGAUACCCAGGAUUUAGUGAGCUACAAUAUCAGAAUGCACUCUAAUAUUGUUUUUGAUUUUCGUAGUUCAAUUUCUAAGACAAUUAUCUGA
Solanum verrucosum is the source of this 972-nucleotide messenger RNA. RefSeq names its product polyubiquitin 11-like. Gene Ontology annotation, molecular function: protein tag activity; ubiquitin protein ligase binding. Gene Ontology annotation, cellular component: cytoplasm; nucleus. The transcript is spliced from 2 exons. The record is from RefSeq and is a predicted model, not a curated record. NCBI's taxonomy places the organism in Eukaryota, Viridiplantae, Streptophyta, Magnoliopsida, Solanales, Solanaceae. The coding region runs from base 1 to 972 and encodes 323 amino acids. Gene Ontology annotation, biological process: modification-dependent protein catabolic process; protein ubiquitination.